This is a messenger RNA of Dictyostelium discoideum AX4, 1101 nucleotides long. RefSeq lists its product as hypothetical. Bases 1 to 1101 code for a protein of 366 amino acids. Gene Ontology annotation, biological process: regulation of cell cycle. The transcript has 4 exons. Gene Ontology annotation, molecular function: protein kinase activity; ATP binding; cyclin-dependent protein serine/threonine kinase activity. Gene Ontology annotation, cellular component: nucleus. NCBI's taxonomy places the organism in Eukaryota, Evosea, Eumycetozoa, Dictyosteliales, Dictyosteliaceae. The record is from RefSeq and is a predicted model, not a curated record.
AUGCGAUCUGUUUUAUCUUUUGAGAAAUUAGAUAGUAUUGGGGAAGGAACGUAUGGUAUUGUUUCCAAAGGAAGAGAUAAGGAAACAGGGAGGAUAGUAGCUUUGAAAAAAGUUAAAAUUGGUCAACAAGAUAAAGAUGGAAUACCAUUGACUUCUUUAAGAGAAAUUCAAAUUUUAAAAGAAAUAAAACAUCCAAAUAUAGUUUCAUUAUUAGAAGUUGUAAUUGGAUCUACUGGUGAUAAAAUAUAUUUAGUUUUUGAAUAUUUAGAACAUGAUGUUGCAUCACUAAUCGAUAAUAUAAAUAAACCAUUCAAACUAUCAGAAAUUAAAUGUUUUUUACUUCAAUUAUUAAGAGCUGUAGAAUAUUUACAUUCCCAUUGGAUAAUUCAUAGAGAUUUAAAAUGUAGUAAUUUAUUAUAUGGAAAUAAUGGUAAUUUAAAAUUAGCAGAUUUUGGAUUAGCAAGAAAAUUUGGAUACCCAAUUGAAUCAAUUACUCCAUGUAUGGUAACAUUAUGGUAUCGUUCACCUGAACUAUUAUUAGGUUGUCAAAAAUAUUCAACAGCAGUUGAUUUAUGGUCAAUUGGUAGUAUAUUUGGUGAAUUAUUAAUUGGUAGACCAUUAAUUACUGGUAAUAAUGAAGUGGAUCAAAUUAUGCGUAUAUUUAAUUUAUUGGGUGAACCAAAUGAACAAAUUUGGCCAGGAUUUUCAUCAUUACCAAACUUUAAACGAUUAAAUAAUAUUCCUCAUCAACCAUAUAAUAAUCUUAGAGAAUUAGUACCAACAAUAUCUGAUACUGCUUUUGACCUUUUAAAUCAAUUACUAACUUAUGAUCCAACAAAAAGAAUUACUGCUUCUGAUGCUAUAAAACAUCCUUUCUUUUAUGAAAAUCCAUUUCCUCAAUCCAUUGAAAUGAUGCCAAAAUUUCCAACCAUUUCCAAAUCUUUUAAAAAUCAAAAUAAAAAACAAAAUAAUAAUUUUAAUAAUUUUGUUCAAAAUAAUCAAACAAAUCAAAAUAAUCAAACAAAUCAAAAUAAUCAAACAAAUCAAAAUAAUAAAACAAGUCAAAAUAAUAAUAUGGAUAGUUACAAAUACUCAAAAUAA